AAAUCUAUCUUCUAAAUUUCUAAUCUCCUCCACCCGACUGCCACCGCAUCACCACCACCACCACCACCACUCUUCUUUCCCUCACCGGAAUCCGCCAACAAACCACCUUCAUCAAAAAUUAAAACCCACAAAAAAAUCACAAAUGACCACAAACAUAAUUUCUUAUAUAUCUCCUCCACCACCAAAACUCUUACAAAAAAUAUCUCCGCCGCCAAAUUCUGUAUCUGUAUCUUCUUCUCCGUCUUCAUGUUCACUUUUCAGUUCUUGUUCACUGUCCGUUAAGCAAAAAAAACCAGCUUCAUCGUCAAGGGAAGUUAAGAGAAUUAACAAUGGCGCUCUGUUCACAUUGGUUUGUUCGUCAACGUCACCGUUAAUAGGUAGAGUUGGGUGGCAAGGAAGAGAGGGAAAUGCUUCUCUUUUAUAUUUUGGGAUUAAUAGUAAUUAUAAUAAUUCUGUUAAUGACGGUGUUAACGUGGCGGUGACUAAGACAAAGAAUGACGAGGAUAAUUCUUCUUCUCAAGUACUUUCAGCUUUGCUUCCGUUUGUUGUUGCUCUUACUGCUGUUGCUGCUCUCUCUCAACCCUCCACUUUUACUUGGGUAUCUAAGGAAAUGUAUGCUCCAGCUCUUGGUGGGAUCAUGUUGUCAAUUGGAAUUAAACUUUCCAUUGAUGAUUUUGCUCUUGCACUUAAGAGACCUAUACCGCUCUCUGUUGGUUAUCUGGCACAAUAUGGGAUCAAACCGAUCCUUGGGGUAUUAAUUGCAAAGGCAUGCGGGCUGUCUGAAAUGUUCUAUGCUGGUUUUGUGCUCACAUCCUGUGUUGCAGGCGCUCAAUUAUCAAGCUACGCUAGUUUCUUGGGCAAAGCGGAUGUUGCUAUGAGCAUUCUUCUUACUAGCACAACAACAAUUACAUCAGUGUUUGUCACACCUCUUUUAAGUGGCCUUCUUAUUGGCUCCGUCGUUCCUGUUGAUGCCGUUGCCAUGUCAAAGUCCAUAUUGCAGGUUGUUCUUGCUCCAGUCGCCCUUGGCCUCGCGCUCAAUACCUAUGCAAAACCGGUUGUAAAAAUAAUUCAGCCUUUGAUGCCAUUUGUUGCUAUGAUAUGUACCUCACUUUGUAUUGGUAGUCCCCUAGCAAUAAACAGGAGUCGGAUUCUUUCUGCAGAAGGUAUCAGAUUGAUUCUUCCUGUUUUGGCAUUUCAUACAGCGGCUUUCACUUUGGGAUAUUGGAUUUCUAGGAUUCCAUUUUUAAGGCUAGAUGAAGAAGUUAGCAGGACUAUUUCAUUAUGCACAGGAAUGCAAAGCUCGACCUUGGCAGGGCUUCUUGCAACCCAGUUCCUCGGGACUACUCAGGCUGUCCCACCAGCAUGCUCAGUAGUCGCCAUGGCUAUUAUGGGUCUUAGUCUCGCGUCAUUCUGGGGCAGUGGAUACCGAAUACGGGACUUGCCCUCCCUUCUCAUCCCACAAUUCGGUUCUACCGUUGAGGCUUAACGGAGCAACAUUGUGCUGAACAUUUUGAGGACUCUACGAGUCUUAGUUGAGCAAACAAAGAGGAUGUGUCUCGUUACACCACAAAAGCAUCACUAUUAGCAGUGAUGGUUGAACCGACAUAACGAUCAAUAGAAAAAUAGAAAGAUAUAUAGAUGGUGGGAACUGGGGAUGUGGUUGGUGUUGUAGAGUUAGAAGAGCUGUUUUCACCAGUUAUACAUUGUACUAGUUACUUCUGUAUAUAUGAAUUACAGGCUUAAAAAGUACAGAGUUCAGUGAAAUAUCAGAUAAAUGUGCUUGCUUAGCCUCAAAUUUUGCUCA
This is a messenger RNA of Mercurialis annua (annual mercury), 1804 nucleotides long. RefSeq names its product probable sodium/metabolite cotransporter BASS3, chloroplastic. Gene Ontology annotation, cellular component: membrane. Bases 143 to 1486 code for a protein of 447 amino acids. The record is from RefSeq and is a predicted model, not a curated record. Lineage: Eukaryota; Viridiplantae; Streptophyta; Magnoliopsida; Malpighiales; Euphorbiaceae. The transcript is spliced from 5 exons.